Molecule: messenger RNA, 3126 nt
Organism: Sordaria macrospora k-hell
Lineage: Eukaryota; Fungi; Ascomycota; Sordariomycetes; Sordariales; Sordariaceae
Source: RefSeq, a predicted model, not a curated record
AUGGACCCCGAGACCACUGUCGAUCUAAUCUCUUCGAAUGAUUCUUUGCAUACCAAUGUGCGCACACCAACAAGUGACUGUGAUCAGCCGGUCUCGGACGGUCCAGAUGCAGAUGAGUACGCGCGGAACCACGGCCUUAGCAUUGAUAGCUUGAAUUCAGAUCCAUGGAAGGGUUUGCUUGAGCGAGAUGAUCGCAUUGCGGUAACCCUCAUCCAGACCGACUUUGGUGAUCUGAUCGAGUCCGAAAGGCGCCUUGAAGAGCUCGCUUUUAGGUCUAUCCUCGAAAAAGCAGAGCAAUGGUCUGUUUCAGCAGAGUCCCUUACAAUCCUUCAGCAAGUCUGCAAGCCCUGCACAGACCGGGAGGUGGCAGCUCAUAUGGCAGAACUGUGCUUCACAGAUACUGGCGAGCUGAAGAAGCUCAAGGUCGAGCAACCUGCUCUGCGGAGUGAUCACCAGGCGGACUGCAGAAGGCUGGAGAGACGAGUCAAGGCCUUUCAAAAAGUCCUGCUAGAAGAUCAUCAUCUUCCGUUGCAUCCGGUCGACGUUGAGCAAGGGGAAGGACUCAAGUUUCCUGAAAGCGCGCGGAAAGGGGACGAGGCACUCAUGAAUAGUCUUUCAAAGGAGACAAUCGAAGUCACCAAGGACACACUGAUGUUCUUGGUCCAGGGCCUCAAGGCUGAUUGGAGCGAUGAUGAGCAACGUGAACUAAUGGAAGACAUCUCAACAUACACAGGGUUGAACCGAGUAGAGUAUGUGACUCCUCCACUCAGCCCUCGAAUGCAGCCCGAACAAGAGUAUUUCGUCCCGGAUGACCAAGAUUGCGCGAUCCCAAUCCUAUCCGACCCAAACUCUUCUUUGAGCACCGAGUUAGAGGCACUAGAAGGGAAGAUCUUGUCCAAGGACAACAACUUCUGGAGCGACAUUGCUUCCCAGCAACCCAAGUCACCGGACAGAUACGAUGAUAUCGACAUAUCGGGAAUGAUAAGAGCCGGAGAACUCUCAGUGCCAAAAUCGCCUUCAUCUUCCCCGGAAUUGAUUCCCCGGGACUUCAAGAUAGAAGUUCCUCUGUUGCCGGAUGACAGCAUCGUUCUUGCAGGCAACGUGCCUUCCCGCGUCCUGCUCCCUGAGGAUCUGGAAGUGGCCAAGAACCUCAUGACCAACGAGACAAUUCCAGGCGAAGCGGGUGUAUUGGAUGGACGACUGAACGAGUUCUUUGAAGAGACCGCAACAAGAGUGAUGCGCACUGCUGAGCAGGAGCAACUUCAGCCACUUGAUGCAACGGCACGCGUCACCACUCCAGUGAUGGAUUUCUCCAUGCCUCUCUAUGAAUGGGACGAACAGCUAUGGACUCCCCAGGUCAUGUUCGAAUGGAUACAGAAAACGACACACGUUGACUGGAAGGGCCUCAAGUGGCAGAAGAACAACCUCAAGGAGCAGAAGAUGGUAUGGGCUCCCUUGGCCCACAUGGCGGAGAAGCAAUUGAUAGCAGAGGCGGUCGAGGUUGUUCCAAACGUUCUUGCUUUCUUUUUGGACGAACCGCGGGAAGCAGAGAUACAAACCAGUGCCGAUUUCGUCCACACACAACCCGGGAUGUUGUUCCUGCGUAGGAACGAAAAUGAUGAAGACGAAAUCCUUGAGGAGAGACCAAGGGAGCCCAGUGCAUCCCCUCCAUCAACGGAACUGGUUCUUUCAAGUACGAGCAUCACUACAACCCGUCCUUGCAGUAGGUCAUCCCACAUCUGUCAGGCCCAAGAAUCCAUAGAUGUACAGACCAGGCCGAGUAUUUCGCCAUCCACUCUUUCCAUCUUGCAACCUCAAGACCUGUCAAGCCUUCUGCGAGGAAAGAAGAGGCAGCUUGAACUUUUCCAACGGCAUUCCUCACCAGUUGCCGGACCUUUGAUCCGGGUCCUUGAUGCGACCAACCAAGACCGUCCAAGUUCAACAAACGUACUGAGGGGAUUUGAAAGCGAGUAUACGGACUUCAGGGCGCUCGUGGAAAACUUUGUCGAGAUGAACAUGCCAAAGAAAGCCAAGCUCCGUCAUAGCCGCUUCAUCAACCAGCCGGCGCUGCCGCAACCACAACUUGCAGCCGUCUCCAACACGAAGCCCACGGAACCCAAGACUCAACCUGCGCCCGCACCCAUUCCUGCUCUUUCUCCGGAUAUUGUCCCUCCUAAAGCGCCUCCUCGGAUAAUCAUGUCUGCUGCGGUAUCCAACAUUAUCACGAGCCACCUGGAGAAGCUGCUCAUAGGCAUUGGCCUCAUCGAACGCGACUACGAGAGACUCAGACCAGAAAUUGUGUCUCCCGGUAGUAAGCAGCCAAACUGUGACGAAGCCGACUUCGUCUUGUCCCCAGCCACAGGGAUCAUAAUCACGACCAUGGUAAAGCUGAGACAGAAACCCCUCCCGGUAACCCCAGGCCAACAGCAACAACAGCCGACAUUCCGCAAUGUAGUUGAGAACGUAGCCAUGCGUCAUGAACGGCUUAUUGUCCUCAUUUCAGAGGGGAACAAGCAUAGCGAGACCAUGAACCCGCUAUCCCAAUCUGAUGCGAAAGCCCUCGCUGAGUUCCAGUGCUUCGCAGGUGGGCUACAGGCGCAGACUGACGUUCACGUCUUCUAUGUUGGCGGAGGCACCGAGACGUUGGCCAAGUGGGUGGCGGCCAUGGUAUGCAAUUAUGGAACAGAAGCUGAAGAGUGGCAGAGCAUACUGCUGCCUGUCGAAACCGGCUGGGAGCUUUUUCUGCGGAGAGCGGGGAUGAACGUGUUUGCUGCGCAGGUCGUCCUUGGAAUGCUUAAGGUUCCUGAUGACGAGUUUGCGAUCGGUGGAAAAGAGGGUAAGCUGUACGGCUUGCCGGCCUUCCUGAUGAUGUCGAGAGACGAGAGGGCUGAGAAGUUUGCGGAUAUAUUUGGCGGUAGGAGGCUUCUGGAUAGGGUGGGCACUCUGGUUGAUGAGUCAUGGGGAGAUGGAAGCGUGAUGGAGAUGGACAACGGCGUGCUGAGUCAGGAUAAGGAGGUUGUUGAUGUUUUCAGUGAUGAUAUCGAAUUCUCUGACAGCUUGGGUCCAGAUGAGCCCAAGGAGCAGUUCUCUGAUGGUUUCAGCCAGGAUUCUUCACCAUGGGAGUGA